CUUACAGCUUACACGGACUCUUGAUGUGGUAAAAAGCUGACUUGGUGAGAUAUCCCACAUGAGAUCAGAUCUGAGUUAGACCCUUCACCAAGGUUCCUUGCUUGUUGGCUUGAGGCAAUGUUGGGAAUCUGACAGAGGAGCCUCGAACACAGAGAAGACCGACAACAAGAUCAUUUUCAAGGGUCGCAUUAUCAUUCUGACCGUCCUCCAGGACUCGCUGUGAUGUCGCUGAGUAUUCUGGCUCUUUGCCUGCUGGCUUGUAUUCACUCUGGCAUCAACGCGUAUCCAGCCAAGCCUGCCAGUCCUCGGGAAGGAGCUCCACCUGAGGAGCUCGCCAGAUAUUAUUCUGCACUAAGACACUACAUCAAUCUUAUUACAAGACAGAGGUAUGGGAAAAGAGACACCCCAGAUACUGUGUUUUCAGGUGUGUUUAUGAGGGAGAGCACAGAAAGCAUUCCAGGAUUAAAUUAUGUCAGGUAUGAUGGGCUGCCACUGUGGUGAUGCUGCUGCAGAAAGACUUUACCAUAAAGCUGCUACCGUAAU
This is a messenger RNA of Centropristis striata (black sea bass), 543 nucleotides long. RefSeq names its product peptide YY-like. Bases 223 to 501 code for a protein of 92 amino acids. Gene Ontology annotation, molecular function: neuropeptide Y receptor binding; neuropeptide hormone activity. The transcript is spliced from 5 exons. NCBI's taxonomy places the organism in Eukaryota, Metazoa, Chordata, Actinopteri, Perciformes, Serranidae. The record is from RefSeq and is a predicted model, not a curated record. Gene Ontology annotation, cellular component: extracellular region. Gene Ontology annotation, biological process: neuropeptide signaling pathway; feeding behavior.